ACUACAUAGUACAUAGACGUUUUUCAAACCCAUAAACAACGCCACAACUCUCUUCAUCUUCUUCCUCUUGCACUUUAUCAAACCUUCAAUAUCUUCAAUUUUCAAUCUUCAAUGCUUUUUGCAUUGAGCAGAAGAACAAGAAUCAACCCUUUAUCAAUCACUCCCACUUUCUCUCUCCUACACUCAACAACCCACUUGCUUUCUCUCUCCUCUGACCAAGACCCACCUCUUAAACCCCUCACUAAACCCCAACUCAAAACCCUACUUCUUUCUCACUACAACCAUGGCAAAUUCUCCAACCUCCUCCAAAACGUCGUCGCUUCACCUUCUGUCCUCUUCACAGCUUCCCAUAAUCUCACACACCCAACAACUCGUUCUUCCCAACUCACCCUUGACUCGGUCUCCACUCGGUUUGACCUCCUCCAACUCGCUCACGAACUCACCCACAACGAGUUCAACCCGGAAUCUUGCUGCUUUAGAUUGUAUUCUUCUCAAAAUAAAGGUAAAUUUCUUGUCUUGCCCAAUUUAAAGCUUAAAGUUGUUAUUGAAGCUUUGAGAAUGGUGCUUGAUUUGAUCUAUAAUGGCGGUUUUGCUACCUUUGUUUAUGGUGGUAGAGAUGGAUUAGGGCGUCAUACAGCAGUUAGAUACUUGAAAAAUUUGGUAGAAAACCCAGAUUGGUGGUUUACUGUUGCAUUUGAUAGAGCUGUCUUUGAUUCUAAGAAUGUUGGUAAGUUGUGUUGUAUGCUAGGUGAAAGAAUUGAUGAUGGUGGGUUGAUUGGAUUGAUUGAGAUGUUGUUCGAAUGCGAGGCGGUGAGGAUUGAAUUGGGUGGGUUUGAAUUGGGGAAAGGGUUGCCUCAAGAAUCUGGGUUGUGUGGGAUUUUGGUUAAUGUUUACUUGAAUGGUUUUGAUAAAAGGAUUCAGAAGAUUCGUCUUCGGAUGAAUGAGCAGAAUCCUAAGUUUGAUGAUGAUGAUGAUGGUGGUGGUGUGAGUGGUGCUGUUGUGUAUAAGCCUUUGAAGGUAUAUGCUGUUAGGUAUUUGGAUGAAAUGUUGUUGAUUACAUCAGGGCCGAAAAUGGUGGGAAUGGAGUUGUUGAAUUGGGUUGUUAAGUAUUUGGAAGAGGAGUUGGAGUUGAAAGUGGAUAGAUUAAGGACUGUUAUACAUAGUGCUGUUUCGGAGAAGAUUGAGUGUUUGGGGAUGGAAUUUCGGGCUGUUCCUCCUUCUGUGUUGCGGCCCCCUAUCUCAGAAAAGGCAAAGAGGGCGCGAUUGAAGUUCCGUAGGCAGAAGGAAGUUAGGUUAAUGGAGAUGAAGAAUGCGAGGGAAAGGAAUAGGAAGGAGCUGGGAAUGAAGCUCUUUAGCAAUGUUUUUAAGAAGUUGAAGACAAGUGAAUCAGGGUUUAAGUUUGAGUACAACAUUGAGAACGAAGUGAGGGAGAUUUUUAGUACGUGGGCAGAUGAAGUAGUGCAGGAAUACUUGGAAUCGUUGGAAGAAAGAUGGAGUUGGCAUCGAGAGCUUACAGCUGGUGAUUUCCUUUCAUUGAAAAGAAUUAGGAAUCAGCUGCCAAUAGAGCUUGUUGAUGCCUAUGACAAAUUUCAAGAGGAAGUUGACAAUCAUUUGAAUCCUGCUAAAGCUAAGAAGGCAUUGGAGGAGAAAAAAAGGAAAGGGGAAGAAGAAGAGGAGAGGAAAUACAGUCAGAGAACACUAGAUGAUUUGACAAAACUAUGCAUGAAAGUUGCGGCACCUAUUGAGCUGAUUAGGAAGGCAGUCAGGCUUGCAGGGUUUACCAAUGACAUGGGUCGCCCUAGGCCGAUCAGCUUACUGGUUGCCCUUGAAGAUGCUGAUAUCAUAAAAUGGUACGCCGGAGUAGGAAGAAGAUGGCUUGACUUCUUCUGCUGCUGUCGCAACUUUGAAAUGGUAAAAACUGUCGUAAGCUAUCAUUUAAGAUUCUCAUGUCUAUUGACACUAGCAGAGAAGCAUGGUGCCACCAAAAUGGAAACUAUUAGGCAUUAUUCCAAGGAUUUAAAAGUUUUAGAUUUAGAUGGAAAUGGAGAAUUCUACUUUCCCACUGAAAGGGAGGUAAAGAAGAUGGGAGAUGGUCAUCUUUCUGACCCGAAACCUAUUGAUGGUGCUUUAACUCUGGCUCUAAUAAGAUUAGCUUAUGAUGUACCAUCAUAUACGUGUGCAGCUCAUUUCUGUGAUUGCAGUGAUACGAUUACUUACCGAGUUCAUUUGCUGCAAAAUCGAGUGAACAUCAACCCAAACGAUAAGAAAAAAUGGGUUCCUGGAAUGGCUGCAAUCCAUGAUAGUUUAGACAGAAGGUGCUUCACUCUAUGUUCUGACCAUGCUAGUGAUAUCUACAUGGGUAGAUUAUCUCUACAGGAUAUUGACUGCACUUCUUAUAUUGAUGUUGAUUAAUAACCAAUCAUUGUUAUAUUGAUGCUGAUGUUAGUUGAGAUAAAAUGCGUAUAAUCUGUAUACUUACAGUUUUGUACAUUUAUAAGUGUGAUUAAAUGAGCAUAAUUUCAGGGAA
Messenger RNA from Beta vulgaris subsp. vulgaris (sugar beet), 2527 nucleotides. RefSeq lists its product as hypothetical. Gene Ontology annotation, biological process: mRNA processing. The transcript has a single exon. The record is from RefSeq and is a predicted model, not a curated record. NCBI's taxonomy places the organism in Eukaryota, Viridiplantae, Streptophyta, Magnoliopsida, Caryophyllales, Amaranthaceae. The coding region runs from base 112 to 2412 and encodes 766 amino acids.